Messenger RNA from Ziziphus jujuba (common jujube), 1698 nucleotides. Its product is annotated as light-inducible protein CPRF2. Gene Ontology annotation, molecular function: DNA-binding transcription factor activity. Gene Ontology annotation, biological process: regulation of DNA-templated transcription. Bases 118 to 1467 code for a protein of 449 amino acids. Lineage: Eukaryota; Viridiplantae; Streptophyta; Magnoliopsida; Rosales; Rhamnaceae. The record is from RefSeq and is a predicted model, not a curated record. The transcript has 6 exons.
AGAAGUGGUCCCGUACCAGCUUACAAAUACGAAACAGAGAAUCGCUGACAAUAUUCGGACAAAAAUAGAGAGAGAGAGAGAGAGAUAGAGAGACACGCUUUUAAGAAAACGACGACGAUGCAUUCGGUGUUUUCCGUCGACGAUAUCUCCGACACCUUCUGGGCUUCGAAUCCGGCGAUGAAUCGGAGCGCCUCAGAAUGGGCAUUCGAGCGAUUUCUGGAGGAGUUCUCGUCUCCAGCGGCGACUCCUCGCACGCCUCUCCCCGAUUCACUGCCGGCGUCAUCGGUCGCUUCCUCUUCCGUCGCGUCUGAAUCGUCCACGUCGAAGCGCCAAGACAGAGGCGAUGAGGUCGUCGAGAUCAAGAAGCAUGAUCACCUUUCUCCGCCGUUGAAUCCUUCUUCAACUGCUUUGACUGAUUCUGAUCAGUACCGUGCGUUUCUGAAAAAUCGGCUUGAUCUGGCUUGCGCUGCAGUUGCUCUAACUCGUGAGUCUGCUUGUGUGAAGCCUGGAGAUUCUGCUAAUGUAGCUCAGAGUCAAUUGCAGGCUCCGAAGGCUUCGCAAGUUGGAUCCGGGGCUCAUGAUAAAGUUGCCCAUGAUGGUCCUCCAGUGGUAGAAAGUGAGGCUGAUGGUGGACCUCUCGGAAUUCCGGCCUUACCUUCUAUUCAGAAGAAAAUAGGUGGACAAAGUAAGCAAACAACUAGUGGAUCAUCAAGAGAGGAGUCAGAUGAUGAUGAUCUUGAAGGAGACUUGGAAAUCACUGACAAUAUGGAUCCUGCCGACGCUAAACGUGCUAGGAGGAUGCUAUCAAAUCGAGAGUCAGCUAGACGCUCGAGAAGAAGAAAACAAGCACAAAUGGGUGAACUUGCAACACAGGUUAAUCAACUAAGGGUUGAGCACUCUACUUUGUUAAAGGAUCUCACUGACAUGAAUUCAAAGUAUGACAAUGCUGCUGUGGACAAUAGAAUCUUAAAAGCUGAUAUUGAGACGUUAAGAGCAAAGGUGAAGAUGGCUGAAGAAACAGUUAAGAGAGUGACGGGGAUCAACCCACUGCUUCUAGCCAUGUCCAAUGUAGCUGGUACAGUCAUGCCUUCAGUGAACAGCGCAAUAAAUGGAUCAACUAAUGCUGCAGUACCAAUGCAGCAAAACCGUAAUCAGCUUUUUCACCAAGCAGUUCCCAGCAUACCCACUGCCACUCCGCAUCACCAGAGAUUAGACAGCAGCUUCCCUGGUAACACCCCAGUUCCACUUGUUGGAAACCACCCACAAAUUGAAGUUAAUAGACAGAGUGAUGUUGGGGGAGGCAAAAUGGUUGACAUAUCUUCAAUUCAGCAGCAUACAGGUAGAGUAGCAAACUUGCAGAAGCAGAAUGGCCCAGGAAUAAAUCCCUGUGGGUCGUUACCAGGGCCUGGGUGGGAGCGUGAAUCUUCCCAGGCAGUUGCCAAAAAUAACAAGCAUAAUCAAAUAUAGCGUGCGUGAUUGGGAUUCCCAAUCCCAUUUUAGGGAGGUUGAAUAAAAUAUUGCUCCACAUUAUUGCAGCUUUUAAUUUCUACUGCUGCAUUGCAACAAGAUUUCCCAAAGCCCCUCUCUUUUUCUUUUCCUUCCUAGUUUUCAUGUUGACAUAUUACAUGUUUAUUUUUACUUUUCCAUUCUGCAGUUGUCAUCAAAAUUAAAUGAAGAAUUUGAUAUCGAUUAGCUAAA